AUGAAUAAAAUCUCUACAUUUACAGGUUCAGACUGGUAUACAGUAAGAGUGGAUUUGACGGUGAUGGAUGUCAAUGAUAAUGCCCCAGAAUGGACGAUGGUCCCUUACCCCUACCUGAGUGUGGUGUCUGCUAAUGCCCCACCAAACACACUAGUCUACAAGCUUCAAGCCAAAGAUGGUGACGAGGGCAUCAAUGGAGAGGUAGAAUACUUCCUGUCGGAUGGAGGUGACGGGAGAUUUGAAGUGGACAGGAAGAAUGGUCACUUGCGGACGACAGGCCUCCCCCUGCAAAGAGACAGAGAAUACCUACUCACAGUGGUGGCUGCUGAUCGACAGGGCAGCCGCAGUCCUCCUGCUAUAGUAUCCAUCAUCGCAGGCCCAAGAGCUCCUCAGUUCACCAACGUGUCUUAUACAAUUUCCAUACCAGAAAACACACCAGAAGGGCAACCCUUCCUAGUCACUCCAGCAGUGUCCUUCCAAAAACAGCCAGUAACUUACAGCCUGCUCAUCAAUCCCAGCAGUCUUUUCAGCAUCCAGCCAGAGACGGGGGAGAUCAGUCUGACCCGUACUAUAGACUAUGAGAGUGACCAGCACCACUACCUGCUGCUGGUGCGGGCCAGUGAGAAUCAGGACAGUCUCAGUAGUGCUGCUGAGGUGCGAGUGAUCAUCACAGAUGAGAAUGACUGUGUUCCUGAGUUCCAGCAGUCCAUUUAUAGCAAAGACGGCGUCCCUGAGACAGUCACGACUGCAACAUCGCUUCUGCAGGUAUCAGCCAGCGAUUGUGAUUCGGAGCAGAAUGCAGAGAUCACCUACUACACACUUAGUCCAGAUUUCAUCAUUUCAGCCCAUGGUACAAUAUUUCCGGCAGUCCCUCUGGAUUAUGAGAGGCCUAACCACCUGUAUGAAUUCGUAGUGAUGGCGGUGGAUAAGGGCGAGGUGCCCCGCACCGGCACAGCCACCGUGCGUCUUCGUAUGGCCAAUGUCAACGAUGAGCCUCCAGAGUUCUCGCAGCCUGUGUAUCGGACCUUUGUCUCCGAGGAUGCAGGGCCCAACACCCUGGUUGCAACAGUCCUGGCCAAGGACCCAGAUGGAGAUGGGAUCACAUACAAAAUUACAGCAGGCAACCAGGAGGGCAACUUUGUCAUCGACAGCCAGAAAGGAUUGAUCCGUCUCCGCUCCAGCCCAUCUCCUAGACUUCAGGGACUAAAGUACAUCCUGAAUGUAACAGCUACAGAUGAUAAUGCCUCCGGUGGGCCGCAGUCUCUCUCCGCCAUUGUCCAGGUCAUUGUAGGAGUUGAUGAUGUCAACAACAACAAACCUGUGUUUGAAAAGUGUGCUGAGUAUAAAGACAAGGCAUCAGUUCUGGAAAAUAAACCAGAAGGAACAUUUGUGCUGCAGGUCCAUGCAGUUGAUGCUGAUGAAGGUGCCAAUGGAAAAGUCACAUAUGGUUUUAUGCAUAAAGACAGUACUGUCCCUGCCUUCAGCAUUGAUCCAGAAACAGGUGUUAUUAUAACUGCUGUGACAUUUGAUCGGGAGAGGCAGAGAGAGUAUGCAGUAACAGUGACGGCCACGGACCAAGCGGCGGACCCCCUCAUAGGCAUCUGCCAGCUCAACAUUUUUAUCCUCGACGAGAAUGACAACAGCCCCAAAUUUGAGAACCUGCGCUACGAAUACUUCUUACGUGAGGACACCAUGAUCGGGACCAGUUUUCUGCGAGUGGCUGCGCAUGAUGAUGAUUACAGCACUAACGCGGCCAUCACUUACUCCAUGUCCGAGGAGCAGCCGGAGUAUCUACGUGUGAAUCCACUCACUGGCUGGAUCUACGUGAACCAGGCAAUCUCGCAGAGGACCUACAUCAGCAGGCAGAUCAUUGCUACAGAUGGAGGCAAUCGGAGCAGUUCAGUCGAGCUGGCAGUCACCAUCACUAACGUGAAGAACCAGCCUCCACAGUGGGAGAAGGACAAAUAUGAGGUCGUCAUACCUGAAAACAUUGUCAGAGACACUCCAGUAGUGACUAUCAAGGCCACCUCUCCGCUGGGCGACCCGAGGGUUACUUAUAACUUGGAGGAUGGAUUGGUGCCAGAGAGCAACAUGCCUGUUCGUUUUUACCUAACCCCGAAUCGUGAAGAUGGCUCUGCCUCUAUACUUGUCGCAGAGCCCUUGGACUAUGAGACGACCCGCAACUUCAUGCUUAGGGUUCGAGCUCAGAACGUGGCUCCUGUUCCUCUGGCUGCCUUCACUACUGUCCAUAUAAACAUCACAGAUGUCAAUGACAACGUUCCAUUCUUCACCUCCUCCAUAUACGAGGCAUCUGUGACUGAAGGGGCGGAAAUUGGGACUCUACUUCUUCAAGUUUCAGCUAAUGAUCUUGACCUGGGACUGAAUGGGAAGAUCUCAUACUCCCUACUGAAUGACCGUAGUGGAGACUAUCAGUACUUCCGCAUUGAUCCAGAGCUGGGCACCAUCUACACAGAGGCUGUGUUUGAUCGAGAGACCAAGGGAUCUUACCUUUUGGAAGUGAAGUCAGUAGAUGGCUGGGAAUCAGGCAGGCCAGGGAAACAUGGACAGCCUAACUCAGAUACUGCGUAUGUGCGUAUUUUCAUCAGCGACGUGAAUGAUAACAAGCCAGUGUUUGCUCAGUCUGUGUAUGAAGUCGACGUGGAUGAGGAUGCUGACGUGGGCUCCACCAUCCUCACAGUCAGCGCUAAUGAUGAAGAUGAAGGUGCUAAUGCCAAGUUGCGCUACCAAAUUACAUCAGGCAAUGUAGGAGGUGUUUUUGACAUGGAGCCCGAGGUCGGAACCAUCUUCAUUGCCCAGCCACUGGACUAUGAACAGAACAAGCUCUAUAAGUUGCACGUCUUGGCCUCUGAUGGAAAGUGGGAAGAUUAUGCUACUGUAAUAGUCACCAUUGUGAAUAAGAACGAUGAGGCACCUGUGUUCUCUGUGAACGAGUACUACGGCAGCGUGACAGAGGAGAUGGACGGUUCUCCUGUCUUUGUGUUGAAGGUAACAGCAUCUGACCCAGAUAAGGAUGCUGACCAGGAAGCUUUGAGAUAUUCCCUUCAUGGUCAAGGUGCUGAGAGCGAAUUCAUCAUUGAUGAGGUGACUGGGAAGAUUUAUGCUCAGAGAACAUUAGACCGCGAGGCCCGGGCAGUGUGGCGUUUUGUGGUUCUGGCAACGGAUGAGGGUGGCGAGGGACUAACAGGUUUCACCGAUGUCAUUAUCAACGUGUGGGACAUAAACGACAACGCUCCUAUUUUUGCUUGUGCCCCAGACAGUUGCCAUGGUGAUGUACCUGAGAACUCCCCACCUGGCACUUCCGUCAUGGAAAUGACAGCCACUGAUCUAGAUGAUGCAGCUGUCGGACAAAAUGCAGUGCUGGCCUAUAGAAUUGUGGGUAAUGCUGCCCUAAAUGGAGCUAACAGCGGAGCAGAUGUGUUCAAUAUCAAUCCCGCCACUGGGACUGUUUCAGUGGCAAUGUCUGGUCUGGACAGGGAGCAGACUGACUCAUAUGUCUUGGUUGUGGAAGCACGAGAUGGUGGAGGUAUGAUAGGAACAGCCACCGCGACUAUACACGUGACGGAUGUCAAUGACCACGUCCCACGUUUCCUGGACCGCAUGUGCUCCAUACGCAUUCCUGAGAGCAGUGAGCCCAACACACCAAUCAUAGAGCUUGCUGCAGAGGAUGCGGAUGCUGGAGAAAAUGGUCAGCUGACCUUUAGUGUGGUGGCCGGUGAUCCCGAACAGAAGUUUUACAUGGUGAGUCAUCGACAGGAGCAACGCGCAACCCUUCGUCUCAAGAAGCAUCUGGACUACGAAAGACCAGGUGAGCAACACUUCAACCUCACCAUAAAAGUGGAAGAUAUGCAGUACUCCAGCCUGCUGCGCUGCACUCUAGAGGUUGAAGACUGCAAUGACCAUGUGCCAGUCUUCAUUCCUCACUUUAUACAGCUUCCAGCCUUACGAGAGGAUGUCGCUUCAGGAACUAGCGUGGCGAGUGUGGCUGCCAGUGAUUUGGACUCAGGGUUGAAUCGUGAAAUCACUUAUAGUAUUGCUUCAGAGUCUGAUCCGUACCAUCUGUUUUCUGUGGACCAGUCUGGGUUGGUCACUGUGGCUAGUGAGCUGGACAGAGAAAAGGUCGCACACCAUCAUUUGGUUAUACUUGCGACAGACCAUGGUACGCCACCAUUGACUGGCACCGCAACUAUCCAGAUGGCUCUGCUGGAUGUCAACGACAACGGCCCUGAGUUUGAGGCUGCAUAUGCACCAAUAGUGUGGGAGAAUGUUUUGGGCCCACAGGUUGUGCAGCUUAACCAGAGCUCCACAUUACUGAAAGCAAUGGACCGAGAUUCAGAGGAGAAUGGCUCACCUUUUUCCUUUUCUGUUCCUCUGGAGUAUCGUUACAGUAAUGAUUUCCACCUGCAGGAUAAUGGGAAUGACACUGCCACCAUCACCGCCCUGAGAGCCUUCGACAGAGAGAGACAGAAAGAGUUUCUACUGCCUGUCAUCAUGACUGAUAGUGGUAAUCCACCGAAGACCGUCACGAACACACUCACUAUCACCAUCGGCGACGAGAAUGACCACGCCCACAUAGCUGGACAGAAGAAAGUGUUCAUCAACUGUCACAGAGGGAGAAUGCCAACCAAUGUCCUGGGGAAGGUUUACUCACCAGAUCCAGAUGACUGGGAUAACAAGACAUAUGCCUUUGAGGGACGUGUUCCUAAUUAUUUUAUCCUGAACAAGCGGACAGGGUUCCUCAUCAUAAAGGAGAACGCUCCUCCUGGGAGUUAUGACUUUCAGGUUCGAGUGUCAGAUGGGGUUUGGCCGGAUGCCAUCUCUAGUGUGAAGGUGAAUGUGAGAGAGCUACGGGACGAUGCCAUCUACAACUCAGCCUCACUGAGAUUAGCAGACAUCUCCGCCAUAGAGUUCAUGGAAGGUCGUGGGAAUCUGAAGAGCAGGUACGAGCUGCUGGGCGACUUCCUGUCAGACAUGCUGUCUGUGGGGGCAGAUGAUGUCAAUGUUUUCAGUCUGGUGGAAGUGCGGCACAGGACUCUGGAUGUGAGGUUCUCCAUUCACAGCGCACCAUUCCUCAGAGCAGAAAGAAUCCAUGGAUACCUUGCAGCUCAUAAACAAAAACUCCAGUCUUUUCUUCAAGUCAACGUGACCCAGGUUCAUGUAGAUGAGUGUGUGGAUGCUGACUGUCGGGGAGGAGGGGGCUGCACCAGCCAUCUGAGCGUGACUGACAAGCCGGCGGUGGUCGACUCAGGCAGCAUGGCUCUGGUGUCGGUGACUGUGGAAGCCACAGCUGUCUGCAGUUGCUCAGCACGUGAACACCUCCACCAGAGCUGCUCUGUGUAUCCCAGAACCCCCUGCCACAAUGGAGGAGUCUGUGUGGACACGCAGAGCGGAUACAGAUGCCAGUGCCCGGCUCAGUUUGAGGGACCCGAGUGCCAGCAGACAAAACACAGUUUCCAUGGCAAUGGCUAUGCUUGGUUUCCCCCUUUAAGGCCAUGCUUCGAAAGCCACCUCUCGCUGGAGUUCAUCACAGAGGUGGCAGAUGGCUUGCUGCUCUACAGCGGACCCCUCUCCCAGCUUCAGCAGUGGGAGCCGGAGGACUUCAUGGCCAUAGAACUGAUCGACGGCACUCCCACCCUGAAAAUUAACCACGGCUCGGGUACAUUGGUCCUGCAGUUGCCGGGCAACGUGAAUGUAGCGGACAGACGUUGGCACAGACUGGACGUGAGGAGCAACAGCAAAGAGGUUCGAUUUACACUUGACCGCUGUGCAGGAGCCACUAUCAUGGAGAUGGAGGGAGUGGGCAGCUGGCUAACUACUGAAGACCACACUUCAUGUGAAGUUACUGGCAUCACACCAAACAUGGACAAGCAUCUGAACGUGACACAGGUGCUUCAGCUGGGAGGAGUGAAUGAGAACCUGCCAUAUAUCUACCCACAACUACAACACAAGCACUUUACGGGCUGUAUCCGAAACCUUAUCGUGGACAGCAAGGUGAGGAAAUGCAUGCAUCUCAAUACAGAGAGAGACAAAUCUUUGACAAGAUAAAGAAGCUUUAUUAUGCAAAGUCCUAGAACAGAG
Messenger RNA from Carassius auratus (goldfish), 6096 nucleotides. Its product is annotated as neural-cadherin-like. The coding region runs from base 1 to 6063 and encodes 2020 amino acids. The transcript is spliced from 25 exons. Gene Ontology annotation, biological process: homophilic cell-cell adhesion. Gene Ontology annotation, cellular component: plasma membrane; cell-cell junction. NCBI's taxonomy places the organism in Eukaryota, Metazoa, Chordata, Actinopteri, Cypriniformes, Cyprinidae. The record is from RefSeq and is a predicted model, not a curated record. Gene Ontology annotation, molecular function: calcium ion binding.